Molecule: messenger RNA, 3353 nt
Organism: Colletotrichum scovillei
Lineage: Eukaryota; Fungi; Ascomycota; Sordariomycetes; Glomerellales; Glomerellaceae
Product: fungal specific transcription factor
Exons: 4
Coding region: 428-3253 (941 amino acids)
Biological process (GO): DNA-templated transcription; regulation of DNA-templated transcription
Molecular function (GO): DNA binding; zinc ion binding; DNA-binding transcription factor activity, RNA polymerase II-specific
Source: RefSeq, a predicted model, not a curated record
GAAAGGACCAAUUCCGAUCAUUCCGAUACAGACCCGGCUCCAGGCUUGGAUGAUAGCUUCCCCUGGUCACAGCUCCGGCCCUGUAGGAUACCAACUCAGGCUCGACCUCCGUGUCUUCGUGUCCACCACCAUGCCGUCCCCAGACAUCUAGCGUCAAAGGAUCGUCGACGGCUCCAGACCCCAGAAUUUCGACUCCAGAGUUGCCAUGCAAGCCUUUCCCCUCUUCCCCACACCCCGCAAAGUGUUCCCGUCUUCCGUCUUCGGUCAAGUCGCUGAGUCCAGGUCUGGGAAUCUCAACAUUUUCAACUCUUUUUUCGCGUCAUCUGGUCCCGUACUCAGUCUCCGUAGACAAGUUUCCCCUCGCUCCAAUCCCUUAUCUUGCGGAUCCCAGUGAAGAAUCCUUCUUGCGCGAUCCAAAGUCUAGAUAAUGGCAUCUGAGACCACACCUCCCGAAGUCUCCAAGCCCAAGUCGCAAACCAAAGUCCGCAAGCGCGCACCCAAAGCCUGUCUAUCAUGUCGCGCUCGCAAAGUGAGAUGCGACGUGUCUCAGCGAGGUCGCCCAUGCAUGAACUGCUAUCUCGACAGUGAGAAUUGUGUAGUAACUGGGCGCGCAUCACGGUUUCGAAGAGCGCAACAAAGAGAUGGUGUCGACAAUGCGGAAGGCGCAUAUCCGCAGUACGACGCAGAGGCCGGCGAGCAACUUCUUGUCGUAGAUCCCAUCACAGCAACGAGUGACGACUCUCGGCCAGUUCCCUCAAACGAAUCAGACACCCAACCACAAGCCUGCAACCAUUCACACGGCGACGACAUCACAAUACCAACAGCCACCGACCGACCAAAGAGCCCGGUGGUUAAUGAUAGCCAUGCCCAGAAUGAGCAACCAAAACCAAGCCGUCACCACGCCAGGCCUUCAGUAGCAUCGACGAGCACGUACGAAGCUUUUCCUUCCAAUUCUCUGCCCUUGAAUAAUCAGCCCUUUACGACGCCAUACACCGCUGGUCAACAAAAUACCAUGGGAAUAGACGUUACAUACUCUUUCUACCCGUUCCUGGCAUUGGGCAAUCUUCACGGAAUCCCACCACAGGAUGUGAACUAUUUGGAGCUCCAGGGAUGUCUUAGGGUGCCGACACGCGCCAUACUUGACGAGUUUGUUCAGCAAUACUUCCUGCAUGUCCACCCACUGCUGCCAAUGAUCCAUGAGGGCGACUUUUGGGAUCUCUACUGCGUGAAUCCCACCAGUUACGUGCCUGGCGAAAAACUCUCACUGCUCGUCUUCCAGGCAAUGCUGUUCGCUUGUUGCAACUUUGUCUCCCGCCAGACCAUCAAGACACUUGGCUUUCCGACCGUUCGAGCCUGUCGCGCCGCUUUCUAUAGACGUGCCAAGCUUCUUUACGACCUCGAAUCCGAAUCGUCUCCCCUCGCAAUUUCACAGGCUUCCCUUCUCCUCUCCUUCUGGUCUUCGCCUACCUCCCCGGCAUUCCGCAAAUCAAACACAGCCUGGCUCUCCAUUGCGAUUCAAAAUGCGAAAAUGGUCGAAGCCCAUCACUACGCCACGCGCACAGCAUCUCCCAAGAAGCGCAACCUCCUGAAGCGUCUUUGGUGGUGCUGUAUCAUUCGCGAUCGAAUUGUCGGCCUAGGCCUUCGCCGCAGUCUGCAGAUCACGCGGAGUCAUUUCACUUUUGAUCCGAAUGAAAGUCUUGGGUAUUCGGACUUGGCUGAUGAGAUUGAGAGGAGCAGGGUGUAUAACCCAGGCACAAAACGGUGCUUGGCUGAGAUCUUAGAGCAACUGGUGGAGCUGUGCGUUGUGCUGACCGAUAUCCUGAUCCUGGUUUUCCCGCUAGACGACAGACCGGGUUGGGGCAGAGAGAUGCGAGCCGAAGAGCAGGACAAGGUGCGAGUAUGUAAAGUUGCGCUACAAAGGUGGUAUAAGGGCGUGACGAUGCGGUUUCCCAUGUUUGGUGGCGGUUCGGUUGCGAGGAUGAAGGCACCAGGGAACGAGUUCCAACACGACUCUGUGAUAUUGUACACCAAUUUGAUGUACAUGUACUAUCACUCCUCGCGAGUGGUUCUCAGUCACCACGAAGUCCUGCACCUCGCCAUCACCGCCGCAGCGCCAUCUUUCAACGCCAUCCCAACCUCCGAUCUCAUCAUCAUUGGAGAGAACCGACACGAGCUUCAGGAUGCCGCUUCCGGGGUAACGGAGUGUCUCAAGGAACUUAUCCAUCUUCGUCUCGCACGUUGGCUUCCCAUCAGUGCCGUAGCCUGUACCGCUUUGCCGCUGGUUCUGCACAUCCUUGAUGUGAAGCUAUCGGCCUCUUCACGAUCCUUCGACCCCAACACGCAAUCGGCGCUUAAGCAACAUCGCCUCAACAUUCUCAUAGAAGCCAUGAAAACAUACCAACCACAAUAUGACGGCGUCGACUGGGUCAGCGAGACGAUUCGACACAUUGUUAAUCUAGCGCAAAUUGAAUCGCCAGCACCAGGGGAUUCCGCAAACGCAACUCCCGGCGGCGCAGUCAUCGCAGACUGGACCGACAUCCUUGCCUCCCAGCCAAGCUCCUACCUCCGCCUAGCCCUGACGAUGGACCUCUCCCUCAGCAAAGGACGGCUUCCAGAAGACGGAGACUUCCCAGUCAGUCUCCGUGGCCUCUUCACAGGCGGCUUCAAUCCGCUCAAGGCGCUCCUCGAACGUAAGAGGAACGAAAGCAGAGACGCCAGCAGGGAUACGAGCGGGGGCUUCUCGGAGCCUGCAGAGCACGCCACAGAUCGUAUGACGGACUUUGACGCCGCAGCAAUGAGAGUCAACCUCUUCCGGAUGCAGCCGCCCGGCACCGUGACAGCCAUCCCGUCAGACGAAGAUUCCACCUCGCCGACAUCAGCGGGCAGCCACAGCCAGGACAGCGUUACGGACGACACAUCACCGCGCACCGGCGCGGAAUACCAAAGCAGCUGCGAUGUCAACAUGGCAGAUCGCCCACCGUCGGAGGGCAUCGACGGUCUGGCUGCCGAGGUCCUCGCCGCGUUUCCGCUGGAUGAUCAGUCUGCGAAUGUAGCUUCUGGCGACUUUGAUGGCAUGUACUUUGACGGGAUGCCGGGGCACGAUGGGCCCGGCGGGUGGAUCGAGACGGCGUGGAAUGAGCUUACGCAACAUUCUGCUGCGCCGGGGUCUGGCGAGGAUCGCGGGGAUAGGGAUACGGCGAGAGUGCUGCUUGAUGCGUUGAGGGAAGGGGAGCUGGCGGAGUGUGCUGCUUGAGAUUUGUAUGAAUGUAAGGGUAAAAUGAUGACUUGACGACUUGAUGUACACAGGGAGUGUUAAUGCUCACUCUUGUUCUUGCGUAGAUAGCUACUGAGCU